Messenger RNA from Homo sapiens (human), 945 nucleotides. It is a transcript of the gene NDUFA3, whose product is annotated as NADH:ubiquinone oxidoreductase subunit A3. Lineage: Eukaryota; Metazoa; Chordata; Mammalia; Primates; Hominidae. Gene Ontology annotation, cellular component: respiratory chain complex I; mitochondrial inner membrane. The record is from RefSeq and is marked validated. The transcript is spliced from 4 exons. Gene Ontology annotation, biological process: proton transmembrane transport. Bases 25 to 279 code for a protein of 84 amino acids.
GCUGUCGCCGCCGCGGAGACAAAGAUGGCUGCGAGAGUCGGCGCCUUCCUCAAGAAUGCCUGGGACAAGGAGCCAGUGCUGGUCGUGUCCUUCGUCGUCGGGGGCCUCGCUGUAAUUCUGCCCCCAUUGAGCCCCUACUUCAAGUACUCCGUCAUGAUCAACAAGGCCACGCCCUACAACUACCCAGUGCCCGUCCGUGAUGAUGGGAACAUGCCCGACGUGCCCAGCCACCCCCAGGACCCUCAGGGCCCCAGCCUGGAGUGGCUGAAGAAACUGUGAGCACCUCCACUGACAGAGGCGGCCCCUCCCACGGCUCCCAAUAAAAAUGUGAAAACCAACCCCCGAACGUGAGCAUGUGUGUGAUCAGAGGUGGGAACAAGUAGACGGUGGCCGGGGUGAGUGUGGGGUCAGUUUAUUGGGCAUGCGUCAGUCAGAGGCUGGGCUGGCCAGGGUCGGGUAGGGCAGCAGUUUGUCUGGACCCCGAGAAACCCAACUGGAAUCCAGGGCCUCAUCUGCUUCAAAGCCAAAGUCUUCCUCAACCUUAAUCUGCAGGAGAUAAGGAACAAGGUGUUAACAGGCCUGGGAAUCUAGAAAAUCCCAUCAGCUUCACCAUUUUUGUUUUCAUUUUGUUUUGCUUUUUAAAGAGACAGGGUCUCACUCUGUUGCCCAGGCUGGAGUGCAGUGGUGCCAUCAUAGUUCACUGCAGCCUCUGCCUCCCAGGCUCAAGUGAUCCUCCCACCUCAGCUUCCCAAGUAGCUGGGACUACAGGCACUUGCCAACCAAGCCUAACAUGUUUUUUCUUUUUGGUAGAGAUGGGGUCUCAGUAUGUUGCUCAGGCAGGUCUCAGACUCCUGGCCUCAAGUGAUCCUCCCACCUAGGCCUCCCAAAGUGCCGGGAUUACAGGCAUGAGCCACUGCACCUGGCCAGCCUCACAGUUCUUGUCUG